Coprinopsis cinerea okayama7#130 is the source of this 693-nucleotide messenger RNA. Its product is annotated as ThiJ/PfpI. The record is from RefSeq and is a predicted model, not a curated record. Bases 1 to 693 code for a protein of 230 amino acids. Lineage: Eukaryota; Fungi; Basidiomycota; Agaricomycetes; Agaricales; Psathyrellaceae. The transcript has 7 exons.
AUGCCUUCCGUCCUCUUCGUGUUCACCUCUACCAACAAGACCUUGACUGGAGCCCAGACGGGAUGGUACCUCCCCGAGGCAGCCCAUCCUUAUUACGUUCUAGCGCCGCACGUCCAGAUCGACUUUGCUUCCCCGGCGGGCCCUAACCCACCCAUCGACGAAGGAAGUGUCAAGGCCUUUGAAAAGGAUGCAGAGAGCGUCAAGUUUUUGAAUAAUGAAACUGUGAAGCAGAAACUCGCGAGUGCACACAAGUUAUCCGACAUCAAUGUUGCGAACUACGAUGCCAUCUUCUACGUGGGAGGCCAUGGCCCAGUGAUUGACCUCGCGUCUGACCCAGUCAAUGGGAAACUUGUAUCUGACUUCUGGAACGCAGGAAAGAUCGUGUCUGCUGUCUGCCACGGACCUGCACACUGCAGCGCGCUCGUUCAAGGGGCUGAUAAGGAUGGCAAGUCGAUCUUCGCAGGGAGGUCCUUCACUGGAUUCUCCAACGCCGAGGAAAAGGCUGUAGACAAGGUGAACGACGUCCCAUUCUUGCUCGAGGAUAAAAUUACAUCGCUGGGGGGCAAAUACGAGAAAGCCGCUGAACCAUGGGGUCCCAAGGUGGUGGUUGAUGGCCGUUUGAUUACUGGACAAAACCCCGCAUCUGCCUCUGGAGUUGGAGAGGCCAUUCUGAAGGCCAUCAAGGGCAACUGA